Messenger RNA from Lineus longissimus, 4240 nucleotides. RefSeq names its product atrial natriuretic peptide-converting enzyme-like. The transcript has 17 exons. Lineage: Eukaryota; Metazoa; Nemertea; Pilidiophora; Heteronemertea; Lineidae. The record is from RefSeq and is a predicted model, not a curated record. Gene Ontology annotation, molecular function: serine-type endopeptidase activity; protein binding. Gene Ontology annotation, biological process: proteolysis. Gene Ontology annotation, cellular component: membrane. The coding region runs from base 637 to 3522 and encodes 961 amino acids.
UUUCAAGAUGAUUGGCGCCCACGCUGGCGUAUGCGCCGAAACGUAAUGCUUAUUGCCUCAACAGUGACAAAUGAUAGGCGACAGUAAAGAAUGAACGAAUUUGCUACUAAUGAGCCUCAUCGAUAUUUUCGAAUACAGAUAAACAGUGAACACCUGACUUCUAACUCUCAUAGGCAUAUUGAACGUCACUUUCAACGUUACAUAUAAACAUCCAGUUAAGAGGUGGUCAUAAGCGACUGACUGCUCCAGGGGAGUUCGGAACAUUCAGAUCGAAACAAAGCACACACGCUGCACACACCCUCCUGAUUUGUUUGCUAUUUCACACUAUAGUGGACAUCUUUUUCGUAGUUCAUGGCACCACCUUUGCUGGUCUCAGUAUAUUUUGAUGGUCCUUCGAGGAGUCAUCUAGAAGACGAACACAGGCUAGGCCUGGUGAAUAUUUGAACAGUGAGUUAGAAUUCCAGCACGGAGUAUUAAAUUUAUGAAGUGGAAAAGAUGGCAAGGAUACCGUCACCAGAAGACGAAUGAGUUACAACUUUGGAGUAACAAAAGUUGGUAACAGCCCCAUCCUAUUCUAAUUUCCAUAGCGUUGGAUUGAUUGCGAUGGAUUUGACAAUUCUGGACAUUUUCUAAGUCAUGGUAUUCAGUAUUUCCAACGGUGCCUACUCCCCAAGCCUCGCUGCAAGGAAUGCUGCAAGGAAUGAAGAAAGGACUGGAGGUCGCCACGGUUCCUUUCAUAGGGGACUAUCCGCUGAUAAUUCAGCCUAUCUCGAAUUUUGUUCGACCUAUGACAAUCCGUCAUUCCAAUAUGACGACUUCUCACACGGACCUCCGACCUCAAGAUAUAAGUAUCAGGAUGAAGAACCGGCCAGCAUCACUUUCAAGGAAGGCGGAGAGAAGAAGACUUGCUGCUGCUACGCACUUUUCAUUUUACUUAUUAUCCUCAUAUACGCCGGUGUCGUUGUGGGAGUAUGUAUUUAUUUUUUAGUUAUUUUACCAGAGCAAAGGGCGUCGAUGAAGCCAAUAGAACACUAUACGAAGAUUUUCUCUUGUCAAGUCAGAGUAGUGGAAGGACCCUUCUCCCAACAUAACAUAAUGCUGAACGAACCUUUGUCUUCCCAAUAUCAAACAUUCGCUGGAGCAUGGCAGUUUCAGAUGGACCAAACCUUUAAAGACAGUUCACUCGGCAGUAACUAUGAUAGUACAAAAGUAACAAGUUUUGGAAAAGGCAGUCUCAUUAUCAACUUCGACAUUAAUCUAAAAAAAGAGAUUGGAGCGAAGGAAUCAGUUUAUGACGAUAUCAAGAGAAUCAUCCUAUCAUCGUGCAAGGUUGACAAAGAAAAGUCAACACAGUCAUUAUGUAUCAGUGGGGGGUUCCUGUUUUCAAGGAAUGAUAUCAACGUCACAUCAACAGAUGGAAAGAAACCAGAAGCCACAACCACUCCGCCGGAGCCGCCGAGUCCUGACUGCGUCCUGAUACCAAACAAUACACACUUUGGCUGCCACACAUUUUACACCCAUGCCAUUUUCCCAAACUUUAUAAAUCAGACGAAUAUGAAAGAAGCCAAAGCGGCUCUUUUGUCUAAUGAUAUAUUGAUAACUACUGACUGUUAUUGGCAUACGAAACUAUUCCUAUGCAGUUUACUGAUGCCUAAAUGUGUGAACAGAACGGUAAAUAUUACGACGACCGCCAUGCCCACUACAACAGGCAACACAGCCCCACCCACAACUGCAGGUGCUACGACGCAACCAGCAGGCGGAUCACAUGGAGGAUCUACCCAACCCGUUGGAGCUACGACCCAAACCGCAGGAGGUUCUACCCAACCAGCGGCUAAUUCUAUACAGCCUUCUGCUGGUGGUACGACUCACCCUGUUGGAGGUACUACCCAAUCUAUACAGCCUUCUGCUGGUGGUACAACUCAACCUGUUGGAGGUACUACCCAACCAGAAGGACACCAGACCAAACAGGCAGUAGGAACGACACAGCUUCCUAGAUAUCCUAUCACAGAAGAGAGGCCAUUCCAACUACCACCUUGUAGGAAUAUAUGCGAUGCUGCUAUAAAGAACUGCGGAUGGUUGUAUAGCUGGGGAAGCAGUACCGACUAUUUGAAGAUUAACUGUAGUGACUUCCCCGACUCAACUGAUCCCGAGGUUUGUGUAGGAGGGCAGGAGGCCAAUACUCCAGCAGUUGUAGGGGUUUGUUCAAAGGGUUACAUGGAGUGUGACAAUCCACAACGUUGUAUCCACACCACCUGGAAAUGCGAUAGUUACAGUGAUUGCGAGGAUAAGUCAGAUGAAAAGGACUGUAGUUAUUGUCAAGCGACAAAAUACAAAUGCUCUGGCGGGGCUUGCGUUGACGAGGUGGCAAGAUGUAAUGGAACUGGGGAGUGUUCAAUGGACUCGGAUGAAAAACACUGUGUAAACCUCGCACCCGCAAACACUUCUGCACCGCGUGUGAACGGGCAAGGCGUACUUCAAGUGUACUCUUCUGCGAAUGCUUCUUUCAUUGACGCAUGUGCCACGGGAUGGGACGCCAAUGCCACGGCCAUGGCAUGCAAACAGAUGGGCUUUAGAUCAAUAAAUGCAACCUACGUCGAAGUCGAUGCCACUGGAGACAUAGGGCCAAAACUAAAGAAGAGUGAUCUCAGUGGGAAAUAUCUUCAUGCCAAUUUAGAUCUCAAGGCAACUUGUCCGUCCAAUAAAACUGUACAGCUUACAUGUGGGGAAGCAGAAUGUGGCACCCGCCCCGCCUAUGUCCCAUCUUUCGCCAGAAUUGUCGGUGGAACUGAAGUGCGACCGGGGAGCUGGCCUUGGCUAGUGGGUCUUUACGGUGGCGAGCGAGGCGCCUUCUACUGUGCUGGAGUCAUGAUCAACGAAUUGUGGGUACUGACAGCUGCACAUUGCAUUGGCGGAAUGACUCCACUGGAUGAUCUCAACAUACAUUUCGGGGCGACUCGUCGCUUCGCCUUCAGCAAAUACAAGCAGGUUCGAAAAGCCGUUCAAAUGACGAGACAUCCGAAUCACACCAUGCCAGAUCCGCCUUAUGAUGUUGGCUUGAUUAAAGUCAAUGAGUCUGUAGUUUUCAAUGACUACGUGAGACCGAUAUGCCUGCCCCCUCACGGCAAGGAUAUGAAGCCAGGAAUGUCCGGAUACGUAACAGGGUGGGGAAAAACGUCGGAAACAGCAUCCGGCUACUCGGAUGUAGCAAAACAAGUCUUGGUCACCCUUGCUGAUACGAUAGAAUGUUCGGCCACACUGAUCAACGUUGCGGCAUACUUUAAAGGGAUGGUCCAAAAAGGCAAGUCCAUAUGUGCAGUCGGGGAGAUUGGAUACGACGCAUGCCAGGGCUUGAAGAGAGGACUACACGGAGACAGCGGAGGGCCACUCGCAUUUGAAGAAAAAGGCAAAUGGUAUGUUGGAGGAAUAGUGUCCACCGGGGUAGGAUGUGCCAGAGGUUAUCCUGCAGUUUAUACUAGUGUGCCGUACUACGUAAACUGGAUACACAGUGUGAUCGGUACUUAGUUGGAGCAAAACUUCAUAAGCUUGAUGUCAAAGAAGGCUACAGGCUACUCGGCAUCCGCAUAACUGGCCAUCAAACAACUACAAAUGAACAACUACUGAUUGUUCUCAGCUUGCCGAUCCAAAGCGAUAUGCAGUCUGUCGCAGUCAGGACGAUUCGGAAGCCUAUUAUAGGUGAAAUGCCCGGAAUGUAGUUAGAGAAUUCCCAGAGCAACAUCGGUCUGAUUCCUCACCAUUUUGCCAAAUAAGAAGCAAUCAAUGCUACUUCAGUGGAAUAGUGGUUGACAGAAUAUUAGCAGAGUCGUUGCUUUGAAAUAAGUAGUCCAAUAAUGACCUUAACCACGAUCGCAUAUAGUUAUAGACCGUUAGGGUCUAGCAACGUACAGGGUCCGUGUCAUGUAAACGUGUCCCUAUGCAACUGAACUGCAUUCUUUUCUAAUAGAAGGAUGUGUAAAUUAAUCAAAAUUGAAAUAGCGAAAAUAACCCGCCUCUAUACCAUGUAAAUAUUUUGUUAAUGUAGUUUGCAGCCGAUGUUUUCCACCGUCCAUUUCAAAUUGUAAAUAAAUAUCACGUAUUUAUUGUAUUAAAAUCGCGUCUAUCAUAUCAAGGUAUUACUAGCAUUCCAUAAACGCAACAUAGUUUGAAUGAGUCGAGAUCAUUUGCACACUUGUACUCAAUUCUUUAUGUUGAAAUAAAGCAUCAUAUUUUGUUACAAACAUUA